UUGAUAUGCUCCUUGGCCAGGAUUGCGCAGCACUUAGCAGUUUGACUUAACUGCCAGUUUGCACCUCCCAGUCCCGCCCACAAUCCACAUAAACAUGACAUGCUGACUUCCCUUCUCCUUCUCGUUAAUAUUUGAUUAGAGAAAUGGCGCUAGCACUUACUCUUUUCUCUAUUCGUCCUUCUUCUUCUUCUUCUUCUUCAAACCCUUCUCACUUCCUUCAACCCUCACUCCGUUCACCCUCAACCUUAUCUCCUUUUCUUCAUUCUCAACCCUCCUUCUCCCCCCUUAUCAUAUCACAACCACAAAUCAAUGACUCUUCCCUUUUCCGAUUUCAACCCUCCAUCCACACUUUCUUCCACUGCUGCUGCACUACCUACACCGCCAAUACCGACGUCCAAUUCGGAACACUCGUCUCUUUGUUUGAAGAAAUCGGUAUUAGCUUUGAAGAAACCAAAUUGCUCUUGCUCAAUGCACCGGAACUCACAUCAAUACCAGUGGAUUCAUUGCGUGCUCGCGUUCAUUCUUUGCAUUCUCUCGGGUUAGAUCGUGUUUCAAUUUAUUACUUAGUUAUUAAACGCUUCACUGUUUUAACGGAUAAUGAAAUUGAACACUUGUUAAGCUUUUUGAGAAAUGAAUUACAAGGACAACUUGAACAAGCUAAGCUUAAGCGUCUUUUAUCGGAUAAUGAACCUAAAUUCUUGGCUGGUUUUCCUCAAAAGGUUCAAUUGCUUGUUGAACGUGGGAUUCCUGUUGAUAAAAUUGUGCGUGUGCUUAACAAAGUGAAUUUGUCAAAGGCACUUUGUCAUAGGUCAAUGGAUGAAAUUGAUAGAAUUAUAGGUUUUUUAGAACCCUUUGGUGGUAUUGCUUUGAUUGUGAAAUACCCUCCAAUUCUCAAUUAUGAUUUGGAUUAUCAGUUAAUUCCGAGAAUUAGAGUCCUUACUGAGCUUAGUGGAGGAGAUGAGUGUGGUACUGGGAAAGUGCUGAAUAGGUUUCCCAUUAUUUUGAAUUAUAGUGUGGAACACAUCGAGGAACAUAUACAGUUCUUGAGGUCUUUUGCAGACUUUGAUGAUCAACAAAUAUUUAGGAUAGUAUCGGUGUUUCCAGCAAUUUUUACUAGUAGCAGAGAGAGGAAACUGCGCCCUAGGAUACACUUUCUCAAGGAAUGCGGGUUAGACUCGGGUGAUAUCUUCAAGUUCUUGAUCAAAGCACCCGUGUUUUUGAGCAUUUCGUUCGACAAGAACCUUGCGUAUAAGCUUGUCUUUUUGCUCAAGAUUGGGUAUAAAUAUAGGACGAAAGAGUUGACAGUGGCAAUCGCGUCUUCUACUAGAAUAAGUUGUGAGAAUAUGCAGAAGGUGAUGAAUCUUUUCUUGAAUUAUGGGUUUUCAUCUGAAGACAUUUUUGCUAUGAGCAAGAAGCAUCCACAGAUACUGCAGUAUAAUCAUGCCUCUCUAGAGAAGAAGAUGAAGUACUUGAUAGAGGAUAUGAAUCGUGACAUUCAGGAGUUGCUGGAUUUUCCUGCAUUUCUUGGAUACAAGUUUGAUGACAGAAUUAAGCAUAGGUAUGAAAUAAAGAAGGGUUUAAGGGGUGGACAAAUGUCUCUCAAUAAGCUUUUAACUGUUUCUAGUGAGGUGUUUACUGGCAAACCAAAGAAAGCUUCUUCUGUAAAAUCUGAAUUGAAAUAAAGGUGAUCAUAUUAAUCUUAUUCUCAUUUCGUUGUGCAUGA
This is a messenger RNA of Cicer arietinum (chickpea), 1723 nucleotides long. RefSeq names its product transcription termination factor MTERF8, chloroplastic. Lineage: Eukaryota; Viridiplantae; Streptophyta; Magnoliopsida; Fabales; Fabaceae. The record is from RefSeq and is a predicted model, not a curated record. Gene Ontology annotation, molecular function: double-stranded DNA binding. Gene Ontology annotation, biological process: regulation of DNA-templated transcription.